AUGCUUUUUGAACCUGCCGAGAUCUCCGUGGACUCGGUGGAGGCUCUCGACUCCCGGACGGCCCUGCUCCGGUGGAGCCUCGAGUACAAGGGCAACCUGCCCAUCAAGCGCUACCACCUGCAGAUGAAGAACUACAGCACGGCCGGGGGGUCGGCCGACUGGCUCGACAUGGACGACAAGAUUCCGGCCAACGCAACCAGCUACACCGUGAGGUACCUGGCACCGGCGGUCACCUACGGAUUCCAGCUUGCGGCCGUCAACGAGGCCGGACACAGCAACUGGGAGGCCAAGAACCUCACCAUGCCUGCAGAUGUUCCUCCCAAGAUAACGUGGGUGCAGAUGAUGGCUUCUACGAAUGAAACUCUGCUCUUCGGUUGGCGACGGCCAAGCCACGACAACGGCGCAGAAAUCAGCAAUUACGUAGUCCAGCUCAGCCAAGAACAGAAAGUUGUCGCCAACGAAACACUCCCGGUUCUGCCAUCCGAGAAACAGAAUUACAUAUUCAUUUUCGUCGGCCUGGAGCCAGGAGAAUGUUACGCCUUUCAGGUGCAGGCUUGCAGCACCAUUGGUUGCGGCAGUUGGUCUGACGAACUAGACGCUAUUACAGCAGACGGAAUGGCAGACCCUCCCGAAAACGUGGAGAUGCGCUGUUUUCAUGACAGCACGCUUAACUACGUUGUUGUUACGUGGGAUACACCCAAAAAUGCCAGAGGAAGUGUCCAAGCUUAUAAUAUAACUUUGGAAGGAAAUACCCGCUACAGGAACGACAGCGGCUUCAUAGUGCCAGACAACUUCGAGGAAUUCAAUGAAGUUCCAAAAGAAAGUCAAGUUUUUAAGAGGACCGUCCGCCCCAACACAAAAUAUGCAGUGAAAGUUUGUACUGUCAACAGAGCAGGCUGUGGACCAGUCAGCAGAUCUACAGACAAAUCAUCUUGUAUUUCUCCACCUUCAGUUCCUGCAUGGAUGCCAGAUUUCGAGCUAGGCACUUUAGAAGGCCCGGAGAAGUGUCGCCAAUUGAGGCUCAAGCUGCAAAGAGUUUCCGAAAGAAAUGGUUUUAUCAGAUGUUAUCGGGUGGUUGUAAUCAAGUUAGGGAAAGGAGAUUCAAUAUCAACCCUACCACAAAACCCUCAUUACAUUAAUCUCACGUCGUAUGAAGAAGUUCAUCAAGAAACUGACAACAGAGGAGCUUAUCUGGCCGAAGCAUUUGACAGCGAAAACUUUUCGAGCGAAGUUGUGAUCGGGGACGGCGAGUUCAGCCUCUGCGAUCCUCGAUCGGAGCCCCCCUUCCGUUUGAGGAGAUCCACGGAGGAGGAGAUAGAGGAGGAGGAGAGGACGCUCAGGGUGUACGACGGAGCUCUCGAUCCCGACACCAACUACUCGGGCUAUGUCGAGGUGCAGGUCUGGGGACCCGACGGACAGAUUUUAGCCAAACAGAGUGAAUAUUUCAAGCCAGCUCAGACUAGUAAGUGUUCACUGUCAAGUUCGGGUUCGAGUGCUGGUACCGCACCCCCGGUGAGACCCGCCGACAGCCCUAUGACCUUUCUCUUUGGCGUCAUCUGCGGAACCAUCCUGGUUGUGCUUGUUCUCAUUCUUGUCAUAUGUCUCAUCAGGCGUCGUAACAGCUGUCCUUAUGACGGUGACGAUGGGGAGCAUUUAGGUCUCACUGCCCUGCUCAGAAGAACCGUUCACAGAAGUUCCCAUCUGGCCAGAGGUAGUCACUUAGCAAAACUUCCGUAUUUCGGACCCAUCGCCGCUGAAGAGCUUCCGGCUGUUUACGCAGAAAAGCAUCUGGACACCGACCUACUCUUCCGCAGCGAGUUCGAGGCUUUGCCAGAUGUGUUUCGUGACAGAUCAACCACAGCAUCUGAUUGUAUAGAAAAUGCGUGCAAGAACAGGUAUCCGGAAAUCAAAGCAUAUGAUCAAACCCGGGUUCGGCUAUCAUCAGAUGUGGACGUUGUGGGGUCCGAUUACAUCAAUGCCAAUUUCAUCGAGGGCUACAAGGAAAGGAAACUUUACAUUUGUGCUCAAGCUCCGCUCAAACACACGAUAUCUGAUUUCUGGAGGAUGAUCUGGCAGCAAGGCGUGUCCGUCAUCGUCAUGCUCACUGGCCUAGAGGAAAAUGGAGAGGAAAAAUGUGCCCAAUAUUGGUCCGAUGGAAAACCUCUAGAAAUAAGUUAUUUUAGUGUGACACUCGUCAGUUUCAAAAAAUGUUCCGACUACAUUCUUCGAACUCUCAUCCUCAAAUGCUCCAAAAAUGAAGAAACGUGCCAACGGGAAGUCCUACAUUUCCAUUUCCUAAUGUGGAGUGAUUUCUUGAGCCCUGGCCAACCCUCUUGGCUUCUCAGAUUCAUCAAAAGAGUGAACGAACAUUAUUCGGCGGACAGAGGUCCUCUUCUCGUCCAUUGCAGCGAAGGCGUCGGUCGAACGGGGACGUACGUCGCCAUCGAUUCGCUGAGGCAGCAGCUGGAUGAAGAGGGUAUUGUAGACAUCUUUGCUUUCGUCACUCACCUCAGGUACCACAGAAGCCAUCUCAUAAGAACACUGGAAGAGUACAUGUUUGUGUAUCGGGCCCUCAUGGAGCAUGCGCAGUUCGGCGACACAGAACUAGAGCUGCAUCAUUUGCGGGACCAUUACGAGCUACUAAAGGGGAAAGUGCGAGACAACUGUAGGACUGGCUUAGAGGUCGAAUUCGAGAAAUUGAAUGAUGUCUUCGAAGAGCCCAAAACCUACUGUGUAGGUGCGUGGGAUGUCAAUAGGUGUAAGAAUAGAUAUGAAUGUAUCAUCCCAUAUGACAUGAACAGAGUCAUCCUUUUGCCUUCCAUCACAGAUCAAUCGUCCUAUAUCAAUGCAUCUCAUAUUCAGGGUUACUAUCGCUCUCUGUCAUUCAUCAUCACCCAAGACCCCCUGCCGCAGACCAUCUGGGAUUUUUGGAGGAUGGUCAAGGAACAGCACAUCACCACUCUUGUCAUGCUCUCCGAACUCGGCCCGGAUCUGAACAAGUGCCCUCAGUACUGGCCAAACGAGGAAGAGGAAGAGAUCUACGAAACAGUGCGGGUGAAGCUAAAAAGUUGUAGCCACACUUCGCAUUACAUUCUCAGGCAGUUCAUCGUCACAGAUAUGGAGGAUGAUCAGAAGCACUUGCUGAGUCAGUUCCAGCUGGUGAACUGGUCGUUGUGCGGAUCGGGCGUCCCGGACAACCUCUCCUCCCUCAUAGUGGCCAUCGAACACGUGCAGCAGCACUACAACAAUCAGCCAUCCUCGGGACCCAUCACGGUGCACUGCAGUGGGGGUGGAGACCGGAGCGGCAUCUACGUUGCCCUAAGCGAUCUCAUAGAACAAGCUCGCUGUGAUGAGAGAGUAGAUGUGUUCCAGACCACUAAAUAUGCCAGGGCGCAGAGGCACUGCUUAUUACAGACUUUGGAGCAAUACGACUUCCUGUACCGAGGACUCAUUCAUUACGUGGAGCGAUACAAUCUCUGCAAUAUGGGAGACACUCAGUUAUGAUGGCUGAUGGACCCUAGUCUCCUUAACCAGCCAUUAAAAC
Uloborus diversus is the source of this 3544-nucleotide messenger RNA. RefSeq names its product tyrosine-protein phosphatase 69D-like. The transcript is spliced from 27 exons. The record is from RefSeq and is a predicted model, not a curated record. Gene Ontology annotation, molecular function: protein tyrosine phosphatase activity; protein binding. NCBI's taxonomy places the organism in Eukaryota, Metazoa, Arthropoda, Arachnida, Araneae, Uloboridae. Gene Ontology annotation, biological process: protein dephosphorylation. The coding region runs from base 1 to 3504 and encodes 1167 amino acids.